UGACUGCGAGUAAUUCUAGAAACCCUAAUACACGCAGCCCCGUGGCUUAUAUAAAGCACGAGCUAGACCUCAAAUUCGAAGCCUCGGCGGCGUACCAGACCUCUUGGCUUUUUGAGGUAAGUAAAAAUGGCGGUGCCGUUGCUGUCGAAGAAGAUCGUGAAGAAGAGGGUCAAGAAGUUCAAGAGGCCACAGAGUGACCGCAAGAUCUCUGUUAAGACAAACUGGCGUAGACCAAAAGGCAUAGAUUCUAGAGUCCGAAGGAAGUUCAAGGGAUGUACUUUGAUGCCAAACAUCGGCUAUGGUUCAGACAAGAAAACUCGUCAUUAUCUUCCAAAUGGCUUCAAGAAAUUUGUGGUUCACAAUGUCCAAGAACUUGAACUGUUGAUGAUGCAUAACAGGAUCUAUUGUGCUGAAAUUGCACAUGAUGUCUCAACAAGAAAGAGGAAAGAGAUUGUGGAGCGAGCUGCCCAGUUAGAUGUUGUUGUCACGAACAAGCUAGCUAGGUUGCGAAGCCAGGAGGAUGAAUGAACUGAACCCAGAAAUUUUUGGUGUCUGUUAGGAGUGAGAAUAUCUAGUUUGCUUACUAGUGUUUGAUAUUUUACCUUGUAUGGAAUCGAUUCAAUUUGGGUAAAUUAACAUCUUACGAUGAAACCUUGUUAUUCAUUAGGUGUUGUAGAAUCUCUUGCUUCUUUUGGUUU
Manihot esculenta (cassava) is the source of this 698-nucleotide messenger RNA. Its product is annotated as 60S ribosomal protein L32-1. The record is from RefSeq and is a predicted model, not a curated record. The transcript has 4 exons. Gene Ontology annotation, molecular function: structural constituent of ribosome. Gene Ontology annotation, biological process: translation. Bases 127 to 528 code for a protein of 133 amino acids. Lineage: Eukaryota; Viridiplantae; Streptophyta; Magnoliopsida; Malpighiales; Euphorbiaceae. Gene Ontology annotation, cellular component: ribosome; cytosolic large ribosomal subunit.